This is a messenger RNA of Acanthoscelides obtectus, 1441 nucleotides long. Lineage: Eukaryota; Metazoa; Arthropoda; Insecta; Coleoptera; Chrysomelidae. The record is from the annotation of a GenBank genome assembly.
GCAGAAACACCCACACGUGAUCUUCGAGGCCCGGACGAAGGCGAACAAGGGCUGCGCGAACUCAGGAACGAUGGAGUGGAGGUUAACCGGGCCCGGCUCUGGAGGUCACCACUCGGGGUUCCUGCCCCUAAGAGGUCGAAGAGACGUCAGGGAGGCCACCAAGUAUAUCGAGACGUCACUGGUGAUAGACAAGGCGAUGUUUGAGAAGAGGAACGGGAGCACUAGGAUGGACGUGGUACACGAUUCGAUUCAGGUAGCCAACAUUGCAGAUCUCUACUUCAGGACGUUGAAUACUAGGGUGUCGGUGGUGUAUAUUGAAACUUGGCAAGGUGGCAAUCAGGCGACGAUAGACCGCAACGAGGACAUUGGCAAGGCAUUGAGCAACUUCAAUGACUACACGGCCAGGAAGUUGUUCAAAGUUGACAAGGACACCACGCAGUUGCUGACUGGGGAGGUUUUCGUUGGUGGAGAAGCGGGAAUGGCAGUACCGGCAACCGUUUGUACCACCAAAUCCGUAGGGAUCAGUGUGGACAUCAACACCUAUGAGCCACAUUUGUUGGCCGGUACCAUGGCGCAUAUGAUAGGUCACAAUAUCGGAAUGGGUCAUGAUGAUGGCAGAGAAGAAUGCUUCUGCAGGGACUGGCAUGGUUGCAUAAUGGCACAAGCGAUCGUAGGAUUGGACAAUGUUCAACCAUAUAAGUUUUCUGAAUGCAGCCGUUCAGAUUACAUCGAUAGACUGAGGACUGGAAAUGGAAUAUGCCUACUUAACAAGCCUAAUGAAUUAACGGAACGAAGAACGUGCGGGAAUAGUAUAGUGGAAGAAGGUGAAGACUGUGAUUGUGGAAGUAUAGAUAACUGUCACAAGGUAGACCCAUGCUGUGAUCCAAUAACAUGCAAGCUGACUAAAGAAGCGCAAUGUGCCUCGGGACCUUGCUGCGAGGGUUGUCAACUAAAGGAAAAGGGCGUAGUAUGUAGGGAGGCAUCCAACGAAUGCGACCUACCGGAGCAAUGUUCCGGUGAUACUGGAGAAUGUCCGGUGGACGUGUAUAAAAAGAACGGUAGUCCAUGUGCCAAGGGAGCUGGGUAUUGUUUCAACGGUGUUUGCCCUACGUUGACGCUGCAGUGUGAACACAUAUGGGGAUAUGGUGGAAUAGCGGCUGACGAUCAAUGCUUCGAGCAGUUCAACUCGAAGGGUUCCAUAAACGGUCACUGCGGAAGCGACUCCAGUGGUCGCUUAGUUAAAUGCGCACCUGAAAACGUACGAUGCGGAUCACUACAGUGCCAGUUAGGGAACAGGUAUCCGGUAGUCGAGGGCCUCGAUCAGCCCCAGGAUCACUCUAGGACUAUAAUAUCUAUCAAAGGGCAUGAAUAUGAAUGCAAGUAAGUUACUUCGACACUAAGCACGCAAAACGUAGCAAUAGGAUGAAACGGAUUUCCAUUU